UGCGUUUCCAAUGGCCAUGCAUGCCAUCUUACUGGCUGUGCUCGUUUUGUUGUUGCAAGCGGACAUCGACGCUCAGCAUCUAGGACAUUAUUGCUCAAAUAUUGCGGCAUCUUACGAAACUGGUUACGGAAAACAUUGCGCACAAUCGCCCAAAUCGAGCCCUUGCGUUGCAUUUCUGCAAGACAUUAUACCUAAGUUGGAAGGCUGCAAGAAUUUGACAGGAUAACUGAAACACUGUGCAUAGUCCUGGACCGGUUGCGUCAAU
Dicrocoelium dendriticum is the source of this 265-nucleotide messenger RNA. Lineage: Eukaryota; Metazoa; Platyhelminthes; Trematoda; Plagiorchiida; Dicrocoeliidae. The record is from the annotation of a GenBank genome assembly.